AAGCUCUUUGGACUAUAUAAAUGGGGUAUUUUGUUGGUUGACAGAUAUCAGUAGCGAUUCAAUCGUUGUCCAGUUUACAACUGAAUAUAGUCAAUUAACUCCAAAGAAACCAACCAGCAAUCAUGAAGUUCGCCGUAUUCACCGUAGUCGUGCUUGCUUUGGUCUUCCGCGCCCAAUCAUCUGUCAUCCCUCUUGGUUUGGGAGGUAUUGGUCCCAUUCUAUCAGUCGGAGGACCCUUGGGACUGGGAUCUGUUGUAGUUCCCGGAGGAUCAGUUUCAAUUCAAGGUCAAGUCAUCCAAGGACUUCCAUCCAGUGUCGCCGUUCAGGUGCCAAAUCUCAUCUCAGUUCAAGGACUUCCAUCUGCUGUGACUGUCGCUCAAUCACCAAUCCAAGUCGCUGUUGCAUCUCCAGUUGCUGCUGUUGCCGCUCCAGUCGCUGUCGCAGCUGAAGGCACCUAUGUAGCCAAGACUCGGGGAGCCGUUCACGUUGCUCCUUUGGCAGGACACACUCAAUCUGCCACAUCAGUCAAUCUUCAACCAGCUCCAGGAACUUUGUAAAUAUCGAAAUGUGAUGAAAAUGGAACCUAAUUCUUCCCCACCCAAUCUAGUUAAGGAUACCGUUAGCCUAGGACAUUCUUGUUCCCUAAAUUGUUUGCGGUAGACCAAUUUUUUUGUUUUUGUUAAUUACUUUUUUAGUUUUUGUAACUUUUUGAAUAAAACAAUGCAACAUGGACUUCCAAGAGUCGUCUACACAAUAA
Messenger RNA from Episyrphus balteatus (marmalade hoverfly), 757 nucleotides. RefSeq names its product adult cuticle protein 1-like. The record is from RefSeq and is a predicted model, not a curated record. Bases 123 to 557 code for a protein of 144 amino acids. NCBI's taxonomy places the organism in Eukaryota, Metazoa, Arthropoda, Insecta, Diptera, Syrphidae. The transcript has 2 exons.